Castor canadensis (American beaver) is the source of this 6548-nucleotide messenger RNA. RefSeq names its product zinc finger protein 646 (gene Znf646). Gene Ontology annotation, molecular function: RNA polymerase II cis-regulatory region sequence-specific DNA binding; DNA-binding transcription factor activity, RNA polymerase II-specific. Lineage: Eukaryota; Metazoa; Chordata; Mammalia; Rodentia; Castoridae. The record is from RefSeq and is a predicted model, not a curated record. Gene Ontology annotation, biological process: regulation of DNA-templated transcription.
GAAGUGGAAAGGAGCUUUCCCAGCUGAGGAGAGGAAAAGUUCACGGGAGCGCCUCCAGCCUAAGGUGGCGAAGAAAUAUCUUGCAAGGGGUCUAUGGAUGCUAAGGGGAGGGGACGCCGGGCUGAUUGACGGCACACACCGGCCGGACCGGAAGUAUCUCCAAGAGUUAGAAGGUGGGAGGACAGAAAGGCCAUGCUCAGGCUUUGUAGUACCUAAAUCCGCUUGCACCUCACACUUCUUUUAAUAGCGUGGAGUGAAUUUAAUGAAGCUUCCCCCAUCUGUCCUGGGAAGUGUCUUUCAGGGAGCCCCACGGAAAGUGUCAUCAAAGUAUUGCAGCCAGGGCUGCAGAACCUUUUUCCCUCUUCUGCCGCUUUUUCAAUAUGCACCGGAACGAUUUUAGCAACUGUGGACGGAAGUGUGGCUAAGGCCUUGGCCCCUCCACCAGAGGAAGAUGCUGCAGCCACCUGUCUGUUCCUCCUGAACCUCCAGGUUUCUGCCACAUUGCCCCAUGGAGGACACGCCCCUCUCAUUCAGCUGCUCAGACUGUCAGCGCCACUUUCCUAGCCUCCCAGAACUGUCACGGCACCGAGAACUGCUCCAUCCAUCUCCCAACCAGGACAGUGAAGGGGCUGAUGGUAUCCCUAGGCCCUACCGCUGUCAGCAGUGUGGGCGGGGCUACCGUCACCCAGGGAGCCUGGUCAACCACCGCCGUACCCAUGAGACUGGCCUUUUCCCCUGUAUUACCUGUGGCAAGGACUUUACCAAUCCUAUGGCCCUCAAGAGCCACAUGAGGACUCAUGCUUCUGAGGGCCGCCGCAGGCGCAGGUCUCCCCACCCCAAGGAAGCAACUCCACACCUCCAGAGUGAGACAGUGUCUACUGACUCCUGGGGCCAGAGACUUGGCCCUGGGGAAGGCUGGGAAAACCAGACAAAACAUACAAAAGAGACACCUGAUUGUGAUUCUGGACCUGACCUCGGGGCAGCUCCAGGCACUUGGGAGGAUCCACCCACCAGACAACGAGAAGGCUGGGAAAGUCAGCCAGAUCCUGAGAGUGGUGCAGAGGGCUGGGGUUCUACCGUCAACUCUGCCAGAGCCCCACCUCUCCCCACCCCAGCCAGCAGCCUCCUUAGCAACUUGGAACAGUAUUUGGCUGAAUCAGUAGUGAACUUCACAGGGGGCCAGGAACCUACCCAGUCUCUUCCUGCUGAAGAGGAGCGGAGAUACAAGUGCAGUCAAUGUGGCAAGACCUACAAGCAUGCUGGAAGCCUCACCAACCACCGCCAGAGCCACACCCUGGGCAUCUACCCUUGUGCCAUCUGCUUCAAGGAGUUCUCUAACCUCAUGGCUCUGAAGAACCAUUCCCGACUUCAUGCCCAAUAUCGGCCUUAUCACUGUCCCCACUGCCCCCGUGCCUUCCGCCUGCCCCGGGAGCUGCUGGAACACCAGCAGUCCCAUGAGGUAGAAAGGCAGGAGGAGCCAUGGGAAGAGAAAGAGAUGCCCACCACUAAUGGGCACACAGAUGAGAGCAGCCAGGACCAGCUACAUAAUAUACAGAUGCUGAAUGGUACUGGGGAGCUCAGCACUUCUGGAGAGCUAGAAGACAGUGGACUAGAGGAAUACCGGCCUUUCCGCUGUGAGGACUGUGGCCGAACUUACCGCCAUGCUGGGAGCCUCAUCAACCAUCGAAAAAGCCACCAAACAGGUGUGUAUCCCUGCUCCAUUUGUUCCAAGCAGCUAUUCAAUGCAGCUGCUCUCAAAAACCAUGUUCGGGCUCAUCAUAGACCCCGGCAAGGCACUGGGGAAGAUGGUCAGUUAUCAGUGUCACCAGCUCCCCUGCUGUUGGCUGAGACCACCUGCAAAGAGGAAGAGGUCCCCACCAGCACCCUGGACCAUCGCCCCUAUAAGUGUGGUGAGUGUGGCCGGGCUUACCGCCACCGGGGAAGCCUGGUGAACCACCGCCAUAGCCAUCGGACAGGAGAGUACCAGUGCUCCCUCUGUCCCCGCAAGUACCCCAACCUCAUGGCCCUACGCAACCAUGUGCGGGUACAUUGCAAGGCUGCUCGCCAACGUGCAGACCCAGGUUCUGAGGGGCUUCCCAGCAACACCAAGGGGGACCUCUCAGUGGGAGUAGAGGCAGCCUCCCACACAGACCAGAGGCAUGUGUGCAAACAUGAAGAGGAGGCCACUGGUGCUGUCCCAACAGCAGGUGGGACAGUACCACAUAUAUGUAGCAUCUGUGGCAUGCUCUUUGAAGAUCCUGAGAGUCUUAAACAUCAUGGUGUAACCCACAGAGCAGGAGAAGGAGAAAAUAGGUUAGAGAACACUGUGUCACCUCCUCGGGCAUUUGCCUGCCGAGACUGUGGAAAGAGCUAUCGCCACUCAGGCAGCCUUAUUAACCACAGGCAGACCCACCAGACAGGAGACUUCAGUUGUGGGGCCUGUGCUAAGCACUUCCACACCAUGGCUGCCAUGAAGAGCCAUUUGCGACGCCACAGCCGGCGGCGGAGCAGGCGGCAUUGGAAGCAGGCUGGCAGUGUUGGGGGAGAAGCCAAACUCCCACCAGUGGGAACCUGGGUUCAGGAAUCAGAAGACAAUGAGGACCUGAACUCUUCCCACCACCCUUUGGAGGAAAAUCCUUGUGGGAUUGAAGGCAACUUGGAAAGUGAUGGGGACUGUUUGCAAGCUGAAUCUGAAGGUAAAACAUGUGGGCUUGAGAAUGAUGAGGCCUGUUUCCAGGGUGAUGAAGAGAGCAGAGGUGCUAAGGAAGGGCUGGAACUGAAGGAAGCCUGUUUUCUUGGCAACUUGGACAUUCCAUGUGAUGAGAAAGGCAGUAGGACUCACUUUUGUGGUGGCCUCACUGGGGUGGAGGAAGACCAGAAACCAACCACUGGUCACCCCAGUACCUCUUCCCAUUCUGCAGAGGCUGCCCCCAGCUGGCAGACUGAGGUCACUCACACAUGUUCUGACUGUGGGCAUUCUUUCUCUCAUGCCACAGGCCUUCUGAGCCAUAGGCCCUGCCACCCACCAGGUAUCUAUCAGUGUUCCCUCUGCCCAAAGGAGUUUGACUCUCUGCCUGCCCUGCGUAGUCACUUCCAGAACCACAGGCCAGGAGAGGCAACCUCAGCCCAGCCUUUCCUCUGCUGUCUAUGUGGUAUGAUCUUUCCUGAGCGGGUUGGCUACAGGCUUCACCAGCGCCAGGUUCACCACACCUCUGGCAUUAGUGAGGGCUCAGAGGAGGAGGGGGAAGAGGAAGGAGCAGCAGAUACUAUGUCUACCCACAGCCCUCCACUGCAGCUCUCAGAAGCAGAGCUGCUAAACCAGCUGCAGCGAGAAGUGGAGGCACUUGGUGGAGCAGGUUAUGGGCACAUUUGUGGCUGCUGUGGCCAGACCUAUGAUGACCUGGGGAGCCUAGAGCGUCACCAUCGAAGUCAGAGCUCUGAGAAUCCUUCAGACAAGGAUCCUAGCCAUGUGGGAGCAUUAGGUGGUGCUACAGAGAUGAUUGCAGACAGUGUCUUUGAGGGGAUAGUGACCUCUGGAGAAGGUGGAGACACAAAAUCUGAAAAGGGAGUAGGUGGCACAGUUGCAGACAGUCUUUGCAUGCAGGUUGGUGAAAGUUUUCUAGAGGCUCAGCCCCGCCCCUUCCGCUGCAACCAGUGUGGCAAGACCUAUCGCCACGGGGGCAGCCUGGUCAACCACCGCAAAAUCCACCAGACUGGAGAUUUUGUCUGCCCUGUUUGCUCCCGCUGCUACCCCAAUCUGGCUGCCUACCGUAAUCACCUGCGGAACCAUCCUCGCUGCAAAGGCUCUGAGCCCCAGGUGGGGCCUGUCCCAGAUGCCGGAGGUAGCAGUGAUUCCCAGAAUGUGGCAGAGGAGGGAGUGGUGCAGGAAGAAAUGAGGCAGCUCCCAGAAGAACUUAAAGUGGAGCCCCUGGAGGAGGUGGCUAGGGUGAAAGAGGAGGUGUGGGAGGAAACCACUGUGAAGGGAGAGGAGAUAGAAUUGAGGCUGGAGACGGCAGAGAAGGGCUGUCAGACUGAGGCCAGCUCUGAGCGGCCCUUCAGCUGUGAGGUGUGUGGUCGCUCAUACAAGCACGCGGGCAGCCUCAUCAAUCAUCGGCAGAGUCACCAGAUUGGCCACUUUGGCUGCCAGGCUUGCUCCAAAGGCUUCUCAAACCUUAUGUCCCUUAAGAACCACCGGCGCAUCCAUGCAGACCCUCGGCGUUUCCGCUGUAGUGAAUGUGGGAAAGCCUUUCGCCUGCGGAAGCAACUGGCCAGCCACCAUCGGGGCCAUGUUGAGCGGCGUGGGGGUGGAGUCACCCGAAAGCUAACUCGGGAAGAUAGGCCCUUCCUGUGUGGACAAUGUGGACGGACCUACCGCCAUGCUGGCAGCCUCCUGAACCACAGGCGCAGCCAUGAGACAGGCCAAUACAGCUGCCCCUCCUGCCCCAAGACAUACUCCAACCACAUGGCCCUGAAGGACCAUCAGAGGCUGCAUUCUGAGAGUCGGCGGCGGAGGGCAGGGUGGUCCCGGCGAGCAGCCUUGCGCUGUGCCCUCUGUGGACAAGGCUUUCCUGGCCGAGGAUCUCUGGAGCGGCAUCUGAGGGAGCAUGAGGAGGGGAGCAAAAAGGAGCUGGACAGUGACCUGGGAGGCCCAAAUGGUACAGAGGCCAGUGAGAGGAACCUGGCCAACAACCAGGGACUCGAGGGUAGAUCAGGUGGUACUGAGUCAGUAUCCCAGCUGGAGGAUAGAGUCAAGCCAGGGGAACACAGUCAGAGUCUCAGCCGGGCAGCAGGAUCAGAAGCCACAGAGCCACUAUCCUGGGGUGUGGUGAAAGCAGAUGGGUGGCAAGAAGAGAGGGGGCUGCUUAAUCACAGUGGUGGUUGGGCUCCUCAGGGUCAGGUAUUAACUAAGACAGAAAACAAGUUGGAAGACAACGUCCCCAGUAAUCCUUGCCACCUUGCUGACAGCCAGUCCAAUGGACCUAGUCUGAGUUACAUGGAUAACUGGGACAGUAGGGACAGCAGCUCUCAGCUCCAGCCAGAGAGCCACUCCUGUUCCUGCAGCCAGUGUGGCAAGACCUACUGCCAACCAGAUGGCCUCUUGAACCAUAACACCCACAAGACAGACCGCCACUAUUGCCUGCUCUGCUCCAAGGAAAUUUUAAAUCCUGCGGCCACUAAGAGCUAUAGUCACAACCAUAUACCUGCCCAGACUUUUGCCUGCCCUGACUGUGGUAAGACCUUUCAGUGCCACCAUGAACUGGCCACACACCUGCAGACUCAUGCCAGGGACCAGAGUCAGAUACCAAGUCAGAUAGAGGAGGCCAAAGGUCCCCAGACUGGAACUGUAGAGGACAAGGUAGGUCUCCCUGGUCCAGGGAAAGCUCAAGAGGCCCUAUCAGAACCAGGUCCCGGAGCCCCAGGAGAGAAUGGUGAGCCAGAUAGUGGAGGGCAAGGAGUAAAUUCCACAGCAGCUGAAGACAAGGAGAGGCCCUUCCGCUGUGCCCAGUGUGGACGUUCCUACCGCCAUGCUGGCAGCCUGCUGAACCAUCAGAAGGCACACACCACUGGACUCUAUCCCUGCUCUCUGUGCCCCAAACUUCUACCUAACCUGCUGUCUCUUAAGAACCAUGGCAGGACCCACACGGACCCCAAGCGCCACCGCUGCAGCAUCUGUGGCAAGGCCUUCCGGACAGCUGCCCGACUAGAGGGUCACAGGCGGGUCCAUGCACCCCGAGAAGGGCCUUUCACCUGCCCCCGUUGUCCCCGGCACUUCCGCCGUCAAAUCAGCUUCCUGCAGCACCAGCAACAGCACCAGGAAGAAUGGACAGUGGCAAGCUCUGGAGCCUCAGUGGUACCAGUGGCAGACAGAGGGGACUUAUCUCUGCCCCCUCCACCCACCCCCACACCCCCAGUCCUGGACCCUUCACCCCAGUGGCCUGCAGACCUCAGCUUCUCCCUCUGAACUUCAAGUUUCCAAAGAACAGAACGUUGGAGGACAAGGGUGCAGACAGGGAGGGUCUUGAACUCAUGUUUCGCUCAGGAGUCACUUGUGCAUCCCCAUCUCCUCUCCCUGUGAGAAGGACCUAGAUCUGGCUUCUUUUCCCAGAAGGGGGUGGGCAUGUUCCUCAUGUCUCUGUCCUAGAUGGACCUCCCAGCCUUUGUCACCCUGCUCUUCCCAGGGGCAGGCUCUGCCAGGCUUCUGGGUCACCCUCACCAGCCAGAUUGCAGCACCAGGGAGAGGCAGAUUCAGAGUGCAUCACAGGUGGGAAAGCUGCCUGUGGAAGGGGAGCCUUUUGCUACAGUUUGUAACUUAUUUUCUAAAGUCUAUUUUGUAACAAUUUAUUUAAGUUUUAAAAAAAGGAAAAUUGCUCCUCCCCCCAAAAAACAUUUUUGAAAUGGGUAGCUGUUGUGGUUGUUUCUGAGGGGAGGAAGCUAAGGAGAGCCAGAGAACCUGUGCUGGAAAGCAGGGCUAAGCUUGGGAGUAUCCCUGUCCUGCAGGGUGGUGAGUGGGGGCAUCUGCUGGGCAUGCCCCAGGGUCUGAACCCCAC